CGGAAAUUUCUCUUCGAAGAUCGGUCCGCCAAGGGGCCCCCUUGGCCCCCUUUUUAUCCGUAAUAGUGAUGGAAGCACUGGCCGCAAACCUUCGAACUAAAAGACAUCAAGAAACUCCGGAGUUCGCAGAUGACUUAACAGUUAUGGUGGAUGCUUCCCCUGAGAAUAUGGAGGAGAUCACGAGCCUGAUGGAGAGGUUUACGGCAGUAUCGGACAUGACUAUUAACCGGGGAAACAAGACACUUGGUUGGUGGAUACAUCACCAAGGGGUGCGCCCCCCUGAGUUGCCACGGGUCAAAUGGGUGCUGGAAACGGCCCCGAUCAGAGUAUUGGGCAUCGUGUUAACAGCCAUAUGCAAACCAGCAUCCAACGAUGACUCUAUUUUAAAACCCGCGCUUGAAAAAAUUACCCAGUGGAAUGACAAACACACAUCGCUGAUGGGCAGAGCGUUGGCUAUCAACAAUGUGGUUUUCGCUUUGCUGUGGUACAGGUCGGCAAUAUGGGCCCCAAGCAAGGAAGCAGUUAGAGCCUUAAAGAGGCAAGUGGCCGUGCUAUUAUGGAGAGGGGACAGUAGGCUCCCUAAUGUCAUUAACAGAGUGGCCUGGUCAGCAGUUAUUCAACCCAAGGAAAAAGGAGGACUAGAGAUUCUGGACCCCAUUAUACAAAUCACAGCAUUGACAAUACAAUGGAUCAGGAGGCUUAUAUUUACUCCCCUCCUCCCGUGGCGUGCCAUGGCUUUGGAACAGAUCGCAAGAUUGGCCCCCCAGGAGGUGGAUCCCCUGUCCUGGUUAGAGGACCGUUUCUGCACUAUUCCACGAUACUCUAAGACCCACGGGGAGUCUGAUCGAAGAAUGGCCAGAACUGACUUGACCAAGGACGAUUUCUGGGUCAAGGCCCUGCGCGCAUGGCCCCAACUGCCGCUGCCUGACAAAGGGUCACCGGAUAGAUGGGAAGAGGUAGCGAGACAGCCGCUUUUUGGCAAUAUGUGUGUCACUGACUCAAAUGGGAGGGUAUAUUGUAGCUCUACCGCCGCUUGGAACUGUUGGGCGAGAAGAGGUGUAACAAGAAUUUGGGACAUAUGGGAUAGCGACGAAAGAAAAUGGAAAACUGCUCAACAAUUGAUGUCCAGCUUGAAGUCCUGUCAUCACAUUGAACAACAGCUGGACCAAUUAAUCUUCUCUAUUUCCCUGGACUGGGUGCGCAUUUUGCGAAGGGGGCCGAGGCUCCGGAAAGGGGACUGGGUUGCAAUGACGGGGGAUAGUGAGAAUGUAGGUAGGGUGAUGGAAAUACGAGAGGACGAGGUGUUGGAAACCCUCUUCCACCGGGGAUUGGAUAAUCGUCUUGUUUGGUAUCCGCACGAUGAGAAGAGAAGGUGGCAGAAGGCGGACUCGUUCAGAAUUAGGGUAGUGGGGGAACAAGAGGAAUGGGUAGCUUUCCUCUCGGAAAUCCCGCUUGCCAAACUCCCCAUCGACCCGCUGGAAUGGCAAUGUUGCCCGUCCGGCAAGAUCAGAUCCGGGAAAGUCAAGAAACUGUUCGACCUGUCUGUGAAAGUGUUAGUACCAAAGAAGAACGGAGCAAUUCGCAUGUGCAUUGAUUAUCGCAAGCUGAAUGAAAUCACGAUCAAAGAUGUGUAUCCCCUCCCCAAGAUUGAUGAUCUGUUGGAUGCGAUUGGAUGCGCUAAUUAUUUCAGCAAGUUUGAUAUUCGGCACGGCUUCCAUCAUAUUCUGGUAAGGGAAGAAGAUCGGUCGAAAACGGCCUUUGUGUUGUUUGAGGGUACGUGGCAGUGGGUUCGGUGUCCGAUGGGGAUUUGCAAUGCGCCUGCCACGUUUCAGCGAGCGAUGAACACGACGUUCAAGAACUUUGUCAACAAGACACGGCUGACGCAAGGGUUGAUUAACUUCUGCGUGAUCAUGUACAUGGACGACAUCCUGGUCUAUUCGGAAACCUCUCACGAACACGCGCAACACAUCGAAUGGACAUUGGGUGCACUGAGAGACGCUGGGUUCAAGAUUGCGCUUGAGAAGAGCGAAUUUUUCCUCUCGGAAAUUUCGUUCUUGGGCUAUGUCGUGACACGUGGAGGAUUGCGGCCAGAUUCGAGAAAAGUCGCGGCGGUGAAGGAAGUUCCGGUUCCUACGUCACUGACGCAGGUUCGAGCCUUCUUGGGACCAGCGUCGUACUACCGGCGCUUCAUCAAGGGCUUUGCCGCGAUUGCACGACCACUAACGAACCUGUUACGGAAGGACCAACCUCUCAGCUGGGACGCGGAGUGCCAACAGGCCUUUGCAACCCUCAAGGACGCUCUGGCAACGGCCCCUAUUUUGAUUGGACCGGACCCCUCGAAGCAGUUCAUUCUCAUCACGGACUGGCAACCAGAAGCUAUUUCCGCUAUUCUAGCGCAGAAGGGGAACGAUGGUCGCGAACACGUCAUCGAGUGCGCGUUACGAACGGUACCGGACGAACGAAGAAACGACUCCGCACCUCAGGGUGAGUGUUAUGCAAUAGUUUGGGGAAUCCAACACUUCCAUCCGUAUCUUUACGGACAAAAGUUUCGCCUCGUAACGGAUCACGAGCCUCUGCUGGCGCUGAAGAAACUCACCAACUACACGGGCAUGAUUGGUCGUUGGGCGGUGCGACUACAAGAAUACGACUUCGAUAUCGUCCAUCGAAAGACAGAGCGACACGAUAACGCAGACGGGCUGACACGUCUGCAUCAACUUGCCAAGUCUGAUAUCCAUCCUCGCCUUUCCUACUGUCUAAAGCCCCUCGCUGUCCCCGAUAUCCAUCCUCCCCAUUGGGUCCUGUGGCGCGAAGACUUCAUCGAGCUUUCGCUGUGUCUGGUGGAAGUACGGCGGACGUGGAUCGAAGACGAAGCGCACCCGCCUUGCAAAGAGCGCCUGGAGUUGCUGUUCAUCCAGGCCUCGCGAACCAAUGUGGAGGGAGAGCUUCUCGCGUUUCUAUUCGGUACGGUGCGGCCCGGCCAUCAGGAUCUCAUCACGAAAGAGCUUACGAUCCCGGUAACACAGCUGGCGGACGAUCUCCCUCUUUACAUCAUCUGGCAAGACGACGAGCAUCCAGUUCCCCAUGUACUUUCGCGCAUGUUGACACCUUAUCUUCAGUGGUCGGCUUGCGUAGAAGGAGCCGCAGAGCGCAUCCCGUCGUCGCAGCAACAAUACCUGGAUCCCCGGACGGCUCACGAUCCUGCCUUCUUCAGGCAUCUUACGUCUGAGCAGCUUGCGGUCAUUCGAGAAGAGGAGGAAGAGGAAGAGAGUACCGGGAGUGACGAAGACGACGACGGACUGGAAGAAGGCGGGAACAGCGACGAAGAGCUCGGGGAAGAAGACGAAACCCCGAAAGAAGGAAGCUAUAGCGAGCAUAGCGAGGGGGAACAGAGUGAAGAAGAAGAAAGCGAGGAAGGAGAAGAGGAGCACGACGAAGAGCCUGCUGGAUCAGAGUGGGAAGUCGUGCCAGAAGAAGCGCUGCGUACGGGUACGGAGGCUGAGGAUCCCGAGGCGGCCCGCAAAAGAGAAGAGAUCGUGGUCGGGAAGAAGGAGUUGGAAUUCGCAAGCGCGGCGAGUCUGCGCACCCUCGACGACCCAAGCCGGGAUCCGGAGCCGCCCCGGCCUGAAGAUGGCGACCUUACAGCCACAACUCCGACCCCAUCAGCGCGGCGACGGAGCCGAUCCCCCUCCUCCUCAACCCGUCCCCCAGUUCGCCGACGUACCGAUACGGGCGAUCGGUCUUCGUCCCCGAUCACUCUCUCAUCGUCCCCUUGACUACCUCACCCUCCGCCAGCUCACCACCCCCAUCACGUUCCCCUCCAAUCCGUUUCCCUGCGACACCUUCCGCCACUUCUACGCU
This is a messenger RNA of Chara braunii, 3858 nucleotides long. NCBI's taxonomy places the organism in Eukaryota, Viridiplantae, Streptophyta, Charophyceae, Charales, Characeae. The record is from the annotation of a GenBank genome assembly.